AUGGCCUUCUUUCCGCGCAACUUCUACAACCCCGACGCCUCCUUUGCGCCGCUCUUCCGCCUUCUCGACGAGUUCGACGCCUACUCUCGUCCGACCAAUGGAACCGGGGCUCAACGCCGAUCCGCGCUCCCCAUCUGGCAGCCCAAGUUCGACGUUCGCGAGACACGUGAACGAUAUGAGCUUCACGGCGAGCUCCCUGGAGUGAGCAAGGAGCAGGUUCAGAUUGAGUUCACUGAACCGCAGACCAUGGUGGUGCGUGGCCGCGUGGAGCGAUCCUAUACGACGGGUGCUGCCCCUGGUGGAUUGCUCGGCGAUGCUCCUGCAACAAAAGCCAUCGCCGAAGGCGGCGAUGAGCAGGCGAGCGCAUCACGCCACGCCACUGUCGAGGAUGACGGGGAAUCGGCCAAGAGCCCUUCCACCGAGGUUACCAACCAGAAGACUGAGGCUCCUUCGAAAGAACCGGCCGACGCAGCCAAGUACUGGCUCUCGGAGCGCAGCGUGGGAGAAUUCUCCCGCACCUUCAGCUUCCCCGGCAGUAUUGACCAGGACUCUGUUACCGCGAGCUUCAAGGACGGCAUCCUGAGCAUUGCCGUCCCCAAGGCGAAGCGGCAGGGGUCACGCCACGUCACCAUCAACUGA
Molecule: messenger RNA, 639 nt
Organism: Purpureocillium lilacinum
Lineage: Eukaryota; Fungi; Ascomycota; Sordariomycetes; Hypocreales; Ophiocordycipitaceae
Biological process (GO): response to heat; protein folding; response to hydrogen peroxide
Source: RefSeq, a predicted model, not a curated record